This is a messenger RNA of Bombus terrestris (buff-tailed bumblebee), 26119 nucleotides long. It is a transcript of the gene dlp, whose product is annotated as glypican-4. Gene Ontology annotation, cellular component: extracellular region; synapse; cell surface. Lineage: Eukaryota; Metazoa; Arthropoda; Insecta; Hymenoptera; Apidae. Gene Ontology annotation, biological process: regulation of protein localization to membrane; regulation of signal transduction; cell migration. The record is from RefSeq and is a predicted model, not a curated record. The transcript has 8 exons. The coding region runs from base 361 to 2148 and encodes 595 amino acids.
ACAAAAUUUGAAGUAUGUUCUUCCACUCAGAUGGCUUCGAGUAUCGCGCAUGCGUGUAUCGUUGUCGGCACGCGUUCUUUCCACGAGUUGGUCAGUGCGCGUCGAACCAGUAAGGAGGAGGUAUUAUAUCUGUUAUCGUCCCUCUUUCACGGAUAUUUACGGCGUUCCUUUCAAAUUUUGUUUCCUCGAUUAUCGAAACCAUCGUGGCGCUACCCAUUUCGAAUUGUCAAACGUGCUUGCCAAGCCGAGUCACGAUUACGAAGUCACUUUCCCGCGAAUGUACAGGCGUAAGUGUCGUAUCCCGCGUAUUUGUCGCGUCAGUUCGUGAGUGUAUCGCGAGUGUCCGCCACGGGAAUAAUUAUGAGUGGUAUGCUGUCGAUGUUAUGUGUUAUCCUGAUCCUUAGCGUCACGACGACGACGGUACGCGCCGGAUUGAAAUGUGACGCUGUUAAACCUUACUUCGAAUCCCAAGGCUUUCCGGCCACUGACAUUCCCAAGGAGGCGAUUUCAUCAAAGGAGCUGAAAGUAUGCGGCAGCGUGAGAAGCGGCGGCGAGGUGUGCUGCUCCGCGGACAUGGAGGUGAGACUGCAGGCGAGGGCACGCGACAAACACGAGAAAGCCACCAAAGAAACUCUUCAGCGGUUGCACCAGGUCCUGUCUACGAGAGGGACCAGGUUCCACAGUUUCUUCAAGGAUCUUCUCGCUAAUAGUAAAAAGGUUUUCCACGAGAUGUUUAAGAAGACUUAUGGAAUUCUCUAUGAGCAGAAUUCCUUUGUAUUCACCGACUUGUUCAAGGAACUGGAGAACUAUUAUGCCAAGGGAACGGUCGAUCUCGACGAUACGAUGGACAAUUUUUUCAAUACUCUUUAUCAGAAAAUGUUCACGGUGCUGAACAGUCAGUACAACUUUGACAAUAAAUACUUGGAGUGUGUGGGAGAACAUAUGAAGGAAAUCAGACCGUUCGGCGAUGUCCCUCAGAAAUUAGGAGUGCAAAUCAAAAGGUCUUUCGUCGCGACAAGAGCCUUUAGUCAGGCUUUAACGGUGGCUGCGGAUGUCUUGAAGAGCAUGCAGUCGCUGAAACCAUCAGCCGAUUGUGCAGCUGCACUCACAAGAAUGACGGUGUGUCCGUCGUGCAGCGGGAUCACGGGCAACGUGUUAGCCUGUGGUGACAUGUGUGCCAACGUGAUGAAGGGCUGCCUUGCUCAGCAUGCGGCUCUGGACGCUGAAUGGAAUCACUUCGUCGAGGCCGUGGACAAGGUGGCUGACCGUCUGUUGGGUCCAUUUAACAUCGAAAUGUUAGUACGACCAAUCAACCUGAAAAUCUCGGAGGCGAUCAUGAAUUUCCAAGAGAACAGCAACGACGUUUCGCAAAGGGUGUUCACUGGAUGCGGACGACCUGUGUUGGGUAGACGCAGACGUCGAGAUAAUCGGGAGUUGGAACUCGAAUCAUUGAACUUUGAUCAAGAAACACUAACAGACGAUCGUGCUGCUAUUUUGGAUAAAUUGGUGAAAGAGACACGACAGAGAGUGAGAGAUUCCAGACAAUUCUGGGUUUACCUGCCCUAUAAGGUUUGCAACGAUGGCCUCGUGGUUCCUCCUAGCAAUACGAAGGAAUGUUGGAACGGCACACACGUAGACAAAUACAUUUACCCAGUAUCGUCGAACGGAGAGGAACAAAAAUUGAAUCCAGAGGUACGAGUUACUGGAACAAGACCGACAAUAGUCAGGGACCAAGUCUUCGCAUUGACCACUAUCACAAACAGACUAAAAUCCGCGUACAAUGGACAGGACGUCGAUUGGAUAGACACAGAAGACACCGAGUGGAACGGUUCUGGAAGUGGUUCCGGGGACAGCCCGGACCAAGAUCCGAUCACGGACGACGAGGAUGGUUUCAAGGAAGGCUCUGGCUACGAACCGAAAUCUUCACCGCCCGAAACACCGAAACAAUCUCCUCCUGUCGAUCAUCCGGAAGUCGUACCUCCCAGGAAAGACAUAGAGCAGAAGACAAAUCUCAACAACAACAAUGGCACGUCCAGCGUGGACAAUGGCGCGAGCAGACAGAAAGUAUCUUUGUCUCGUGCUUUGACAACGUAUCUCGUGCCCAUAGUGGUGAUGUGGUUCGGUGGCUGCCUCACCGAGUGGCUGUGAUCAUGUGGUUUCGGAGGAGAACGAUGCAGGACGAUGUAAAUAAAUAUUCCGUUUAACGUUACGUGGCUCCACCUCGACCGGAACAGUGUUGUAACACGCCGGCUAAUCGAGAAAAAGAGGAGAGAGGACGAUGAUGAUUCGCUUUCUGAUUACGCGUACUUUUCCAUCCAUUAGGAAAAGCGUUUUUUUUUACUUUCUCGAUGGGGGGUACAGGGUUUUACCCUGUUUUAUUAGGGUAUCGUACCCAAAUGACCAUUAGCGAGAUAAACAACUUAAUCCUUGCUGACGCCGCAAUUCGAGAGAAAGACUGGGAUCGUUGAUGGAAAAUUAUACUUGCAACUGACCUUCGGGCCUUUGUACGACUGACGAGCGUGCCUUUAGGAUGAGUGGCAUGGUCGACCCUAGAAGGAUUACGAUUAGGGAUUUAUUUUCCAGUUCCUACGUUCUCUUGCGCCGUUGCAGAAUGUUUCGAACUAAUUGGUUUAUGCUACUUGGAUCCCACGGUGAUUAAUAAACGAUGAGUAGGCUUCUCGGUACGUUUGGUAUAGUAUGAUCGAGAGUAGGAUUAAAUAUAAAUUUGUAAUUGAAAUAUCCCGGAUUUUUACCUAGCCAUGAAUAUAAAUUUUAAUUAAAUUGAAAUUGCCAAUGAGAUUAUGAUUUGCGAUUAACAAAUUGCAAAAUAUCAAAUUUUCAGAAUGGUUAUAUAGUGCAUAGUAAUAAAUACAUACAUACAUAGUAAUAAAUUUAACUAUGCCAAAUAAAACCGGACUUCAAUUACUCUAUUCUCGGAAUCGAUCGUAAACUUUUGAGAUGUAGUGGCGUAGGAAGAAUAGGAAUUACAUCGAGGACCUAAAUGGCCUUGAACUUAUAGGAAAGACACAUGGAAGCGAGUAUACGAGAAGCGCAAGGACUGACUAUCGAGCGUCGUAUUUCCUUUUCCAGCUGCCCUUCCCUGAAAACGUUUGAAAGAUUUAUGGCUCGAAGGCGAGAGACGUUCGAUCGCGUCAAGUUCGAAAGAAUCGCUCAGAAUGUUAGAUUUUGGCGACACACACGAAACAUUGAUGUUUGUAUUUAACAGAAUAAAAUGAUGGAGAAAAAAUAAUAAGAAGGACGAUUAGACUAUUUCGGUUUUCACGAGGAGAUAAUAUCGAUUAUUUUUUAACUCGAGAACCGUCUCUUGUUGAUCAAUGUUGUUUGAAGAGUUGUGAAUAGAGAAGAAAGUUUGUGGUAAAUGAAAAAUUAUGAAGGUAGGACGAUGGCUGACGUAUGAUAAACGAUUCAUAUACUUUCAUUAUCUUUUACUGAUUAUCGUUAAAUAACGCAAAAUGCUCGACGAACUCGAGGGCCGAUUUUUUAAUUGUACAGAUCGGUAAAAGAAAUUUAUUUGACGAUAUUCUUUUGUCUACGGUUUUAAGCUUUCCUACGACAAUUUUUUUCUUUUUUUUUUUUCUUUUAUUUAUUUAAGAUAAUAUUUUAUCAUCCGCCAUUCGAAUGAAAUCGUCCUAGCAAUUGAAACUCGACGAAACGAGUCAAAGCGUAGAACGAGCGGUCGAGAAUAGGCUCCUGUGAUAAAAUUAAACAAAAAAAGAGAAAAAAUAAAAAUGUAAUAAAAAGGUAAAAAAUGUAAACGAGUGAUGUUGGCCGCUAUCACACGCUGGCAUCGUCGAGCCUAAAACAAGAGGGCGAAAGGACAUAUUCUAUACAAAUCUAGUGAAAAUAUUCAAAUAAAUAUUAUGAAUAAUUAUUUGUAAUUAUAUUAUUAUAUAUAUAUUAUUAUAAUUAUUAUAAUUAUUGCAAAGUGAAGUUAAUAUAAAAAUUAUACGUUGCGUUCGGGACAAGUGGUAAGUUUAGAAAUGGAAAUUACACGGUUCUUUCCUUCUUUCCUGCUCGUCUGAGAAAAUACGUGGCUUCGCGAGACAAAGAAAGAAAGAGGAAUCUUGUGCGUGUACAGUGACUCAUAUCGAUAUUGGAACACUAUAGUAUUCUAUCCAUUACUACUCUGUACAUUUGACCAUAAUUAAACUAACGUAUAUUUUGUUCUUUAUUAUAAUAAAGCAUAUAUUCUUUUUGUCGACAACGCAAAUUUUAUUUAUUUAAACUAAAUAAUUUGUGACAUAACAAAUAAUAUAUCAGGAAAUAUAUUAUUUAUACGUCGCAUUUUCUACAAUGAUUUUACAUAAAAAAUACCAUUGUAUAUAUCAUAUACAUUUUUUUAAAUAUCAAUUUCCUGGAUACCCGUUUUGUUUUAUUAUAUGUUGUAAUCGAUUUGGCAUGUUUGUCAUAAUUUUUUGUGAAUAAUUUUGCGUGAUACUCGUUUUCGAUUGGAAUUAAAUCCGAUGAUUACGAUGGUGAUGUAACGCGCGAGGGCAACUAUGUAACUGAUAUUCCUGAACUAUACCAUGAUAAAAUUUUAAUGUGUUUUCAAUGUUACAUUUUAUUUUAGAUUUCGUUUGAAAAUGUCUACAUUUUUAUCUACAUUUUAAUCUCGUUCAUCAAGUAUCUUUGGCCAUCUCUUUUGACGAAGUCACUCUAUCUUACGAUCCUCGCGAUUUUCACAGUCUGUAAAUUUAAAAAACUGCCGAUCUCUCUCUUUCCUUUUUCACGGUUCAGAAUGACUAAUCGUAGCGCGUCAAAGAAAGUAUCUUCGCUUUUCCGUUUCAUAUUCAAAAUUUCUGACUGCUGACAAUGAUUUUCAAGUAAUAACUGAUAUUUCGAAGUACGCUCUACAUCUUGCUCUGUCAAGUAUAUCAAAGCUGUAGAAAUGUAAGCAAUAAAUAUGGAUGAAUAUUAAGUGUCCGAAGAUUUUUCCGACGUACGAAUACUACAUUUCCGAAUAUAUUAUUCGUUAUGCCACAAAUUAUUUAGGAAGAAUACACGUUUCAUUAUCAGAGAAAACAAAAGAUACGUUAAUUUAAUUAUGAUCAAAUGUACAGAAUAAUAACGGAUAGAAUACUGUAGUUUCCGAAUAUUAACGAAAAUCACUGUAUAUAGAAUCGCGUAGAAUUCUUGUUGGAUAAAAGAAAGAACGUUUAACAAGUUGAACACCACAAUUUCAACAGUGUGAAUUUCGAAUUUAUCUUGACGUAAAGAUAGUAAAUUUUCAGCUGUAAGUUAUAAUAAAAAUAUUUUUUGCAUUUAAAGCAGGAAAAUAGGAUCACAGUAAUUAUACGAAAAUCCUAUAGAAAUAAGAAAGAAAAGAAUCUCAAAGUAGGUUAAUUUUCAUUAAAAAUCGAAUAGAUUUCAGUUAUAAAUGUUACAUUUCUGUUGAAAGAGAAUCUUUUCGGCAGAUAUUCGUUCGAUGAUCCCCUUAAAAGUUGCGUUGAAAUUUUCUUAAGAAUUAUUUCCAAAAUUCGAACGCGUACAAGACUAAACAUUCGUUGUAGUGUUCAGUUUGUUAAAAAGAGAAGAUUUAAGGAUACGAAGACAGGGAACAGGGUUUUUCUACCGUGGAAGAAUUAUGGACCACUGAAACAACUUUCCUGAAACUAUGGGAGUUCCUUACGUUCGAUAAAUAGGAGCAACCCUUGUGUUUUAACAGCUUUGUCGGAUCGACGUGAUUGCUAAAUAGUAUCUUAUAGCAUCGAGCAUGAUUCGUCUUUAACUCCCCUGAUACUAAAAUUUUAAUUACGAUAGUUUAUGAAACUAUUAAUUAAAUUAUUCAGAAUUCCAAACCUAAAUUAUCCAUGUCUUCAGAAUUAAAUAAAUAAAAAAAAAAAUUACAAAUUAUAGGACUUUAAACUACUUUCGGAUGAAAUAGAAAUACAUAAUUCAUAAUUACUUACACGUUACGUUUAUGUUAAAAUCACUGUAAAAAAACGAAAAUUAAAAGAUUUUAAAAUUGUGUAGGAGUAAAGUUCGACUAAAAAGAAGAUUAUAUUUGCCGACAGAUUCAUUUCGUAUCAAGGGAGUUAAAUCAACUAACGUUCGAAUAAAAUACAUUUACGUUUUUUUUUACUAUUAUUCCUAGUACCGUAUUUACGUUGUUCGCCAUUGUAAAGAGUAACGAGCAGCCUAGAUUUCCGCGACGAUCGUACUCGUCGAACCUCGAUGCAAAAUCGUUUUAAGAUUACGUGAUAUUUCUUUCUCUUUUCUGUUUUAGACUAGCCCACUGUAACCAGUUAAUCAUAUCUAAUAAUCUACCAAUUUACACUAAGAAUUUAUACAUGCGACUGUAAAAAUGAAAGUGCAGAUGGGAAUGCACUUGACCGAGCCGUUUAUUACAUUCAACGUGAAUUUUCAAUUCGAUCAUGAAUCUCUUAAAUGAUGUUCAAUCCGUACGAUGUAUUGGAAAACAAAAAAAGAAGAGAAAGAAGAACUUUCCGAGUAGCAGAUGUAAUUUCACGUCUAUUGCAUAAAAAUAUUACAAUGAUCCAACGGAGGAUAGUUUGCAACAGAAAAUCAAUCACAAAUUAAAUUUAAACGUUGUAUGUUCCAUUCUUACCGAUCAUUGUUCUGUUAUUAAUGAGUGCAGUGGUUUCCUGAAAAUCGCGUAAAAGAAUUGCAAGAGAAAAUGGAUUGUGAUUCGCUAUAAAAAUUCUGUGUGAAAUUCCACUUGCGGGAACUUUGACGAAUAAAAGGAAUUUACGUGGACAGAGAAAAUGGAACAGCGAGUAUGAAAUUCUCAAUGAUUGUGCGUGCAAUUGUAAAUUUCCCCUUUCCGACAAUUAGAAUAUAAAAUUUGUAUUUGAAACCCUUUGUACUCGAUUCUUUAUAUUUUCAGUUUACGGAUUUGUUAUUUCAUUUUUUUUUAGAAAUAUACAACUUCAACAUACAAUUUUCUAUUUUCUACGUCUCUGGCUACCAAGAAUUAGAUCAUUAAUAUUGGUCAACAAAUAAACUUUUAUUUUUAACAAAGAGAUACGGUGCAAGGAUACAAUUCCUUACACGUAAAUUUGAAUUUUGAUUAUUCUUAUUCAUGCGCAAAAAUGUAAGAUUGAGGAAGUCGAUUCCAGAUAUUUCGAGAACAAAGGGUUGAGCAGAAUCAUUAAUUUUUACGAACAAAACAUUCUUUCGAUCGUAUUAACGCAUUAUGCACAUAAAUCCAACAACAACCAAUCAACGAUUAAUACAAUCUUCAAAAGACCAGCGACCAAAUUGCCAUCCUAAAGUCCAAAGAAGUCAAAAAAAUUAGAAAGAUUAAAGUGGUGAAUUUCCUUAUUGAAACAAUUGUAUAUUCUAUACAAAAACAGCGAUACUGCCUGCUACAUAUUGUGAUAGGCAUUCGCUAACGAUCCAGAUCAUCAAAACUGUCCACAUCGUAGACAUAAAUCGAAUUAUCGUGAAUUUUCUACCACGUGCAGAUUCGUAAACCAUAUCUCGUUCAAUUUCUCCUCAAAUUCAAUCUUUAAUUUUUUUUUUUUAAGUACAAAACUAGCAAAAAUAAAUCAGUUAUCGUCGCGAUAAUUAGCAGCAGGACUUGAAAAAUGCAAAAAAAAAAGAGUCAGGAAAAAGAGCAACACGUUAGAGUAACACAGUACUCGUAACUAAGAGAAUAAAGAUGUUCCUCCAUUUCCGUGGGGCGAAGAACGGCGUUACGUCGCCGUCGCGUCGAGCUUUCGUUGGCAGCUUGUACGUUGUCUUAAAUGGAAGCUAACAUCUCUGUCUCAAGCCCUUUCUAGUGAAUGGCACCGUACUGGACCGUUUUAUUAAGUUUUAAUUUUACCAUAUAUUAAUUUACCAUAUAUAUAAUAUCUCUUUUUUUCUCUUUUUUUUCUAAAUAUAUUUCACUGAUAAAAAUAUGUAACCUAUCCCACAAUUGUAAAAUUUUCUGUAAAAGAAUUUCUAUUUUAUAUGUAUAAGGAUAAGGGUGGUAUAAAAAGAAAUACGAAAAUGUUUUAUUAAUACAUUUUAUUAGUAGUAAAACGAAUAAAAUUGUGGAAAUCCUCAAGGCGGCGAGAUUCGAAAACGAAGAAAAGAAUGGAUGUGUAAUAGCGCGAAUGUGGCUGAUAUACCACUAUUUCGGAAAAGUGAGACUCAUGAGUUAUGUUUUCGCCACGUCAUUGCUGUUUACUCUCUCAUACAGAUACACAUACAACCAUACACCAUGUUCACACCAUGCGGCAUUUCGUCUCAAGAAAAUCUCGCCGUUACAUUCUUACAGUGUGCUAGCAUCUAAUUACGAAGAAUUUUAUUUAAUGACAGCGAUCGUAUGGAAUAAAAGUGGAAUAUUUAAAAAUGCAGUAAAUUACUUUCGUCCUUUCAUCAAUUUAUUCGCCAUCAUAUAUUAUAUACAUGAACAAAAAUUCUAACAAUAUCACAUUCCGAUGUUGGAUUGCAGAUAGCUGUGUAUUGCACGUCAAGAGAAAUAUAUAAAUGAAAAAGUUUACACAUUAUGUUAUGAGAUACAAAACAUACAAAAACAUACAAAAUAGUUCAGCAUAUAUCACAAGUCGUUAUUCAAUGAUAUUGUGUUUUAACUAUUUUGUUCGUUAAUUGUAUCUUAUAAAAUGACACAAAAGUUCAUCAAGAUCUUAUUGGGACUAACUAUUUACAUGAGGAAUCGCGAAUCACGCUGACAAAUCGCUUGAGUAUUAUCAAACAACUUGUUUCUUAAUCUGCGUUGAAUUUUCCAGGAGGGUAUAAUGGGUGCUGGGACGCACUUGAUCUCCUCGAUUUCAUCCGGAAAAUUUUCUUCGAAGUUAACGCUUUUGUGUGGACUUGACCAUUUCCUUUUACAUCUUUGUCGUGGACAUUUCAUAGAGUUAUCCGUAAUUUGCUCGUUUUUCAUCGGAGAAUUUCCCGAGGUAGCAGUUUCGGGUAAUACAUUUUCUAUUUUUUGGACGUAUUCUGUCGAAGAAUCUGUGGACUCUGCUGUACUCGAUGUUUCACCGUUCUUCUCCGAUGGACUUGUCGAUCUAGACGACUUACUGUCCUCAUCUCCCUCGCUAUUCUGGAGAGCGAGUUUCGCGGCAGCAGUCGCGCUGCGCGUCAUAAUUCUGGUACUUGAAAGAUUUGACGAAAGUUCGUUCUUCGACAGAUUACUAACACGUUCGUUAUUCCAACGUUUCUCCUGUUCUUCCUUCAUCUUAAGUUUUUCGGCUUUAAUUUCCAUACGGGACUUUCUCCAAUCAGCUGCCAUACUACUUCGUUUCCAUACGUAGUAAAAGUCCGCGAAUUCUUCCUGCGAACACAAAGUUGGAGAUGUUUUCGUUUAUUUUUUGAAAUUAACUCUCGGAGACGAAAUGAAAUGGAUUUUACAGAAAUGGUAUGUUCUUAACAAGAUCGCUCGAUGUGUACAGUACGGAAAUAGGAAAAAUACAAUACGGAAAGCAAUCGUAGUAGGAAAAUAAACUUACCACUCGUUUAUGCGGAAGCAACUUCCUUCUAAUGAUUGAAAAUCUUUUUCCAUAUUUCAUGAUUCCUCUCGUGAAGAGUUUCUGUAACAUCAUAACGCAUCAACAAAAGGAUUAGUAUGUUUAAUUCUUCCUCAAAAGAAACUACGACGGCGCAAAAAAGUUUUUUAUCUUCCAAGAGCGAAUUUAUUCUAAAAGAAUUUGCACUAUUAAAUAUAAGCACAAGUAUAGUAACAAAUAAAAGAAGGCAGCGCUACCAGUUAUACGAUAUCAAUUAAAAUUCUUUAAAGAAUCUACUUUAAAAUAUAAAACGUUGUACGCUAGUGUAAAAAUUGGAAAUUUUUAUUGUAUUGUCAUAAUCAAUUAUUCGAUACUCGAUAUAAAAUCAACUGUAUGAUACUUACCAUCUCCUCUGGCUUCCAUUUGUCAAUAAAUUUCUGCGGUACAUUUGACGUAGCUAUCGUCAUCAGCGCAUUGUGCGCUGAGUAGUUGGACUUGUGAAGAACAUGCGAGACGUGUUGUUCCGCAAAACCACCACGCGAAUUUUCCAAUGCAUCUGCAUUUGGAAUGCCCUCAAAUUGCUGCCUGAGUCUUAAAACAGUUCGGGCUACCAGACUAUAGCCGUAGUACCAUUCCUCCACAUUUACUUUUGGAUCCCAAAUCUUCUCCUCCCGAGAAGAAGUAUAUUCUUUAUCUGCGUAUGAUCGAUCCUGACAUUCGGGGAUGACAGCAUAUUCCUGCAAUUUUAACAAUUACAUUUUUAAUUCAUGUCAAUGUAUUCCAAAAUAUCUAUUUUGUGAAGGAAAAGUAACGAAGAAUUAAUGUUAAUGGUCGAAUGAAUUUCACAUUAAUCAAAAUCGUUAAGAGAAAAAGGGGUACAUACCAUCCUCCGUUCUGUCGUCUUCUUCUUCUGCUUGGAGCACACUUUCCUCUUCCUACGUCUAGCAGAUUUUCUCGCCAUUUUGCUAUCGAAUCUUCGCGUUACGAUUUUAUGACUGUCCGCUGAGAGCAACGUUAUUGCUAUAAGAGUAAGUGCAAGACUAAUUCUUAGUACAUUAUGCCGGUACAUAUACCUGGGACUAUUACCCCUUGCGAAGAGGGAUAUCUACUAGUCUCCCCACUCCUACCUGUUUGGAUACUUUCGGCUGGUUGGGACUGGACAAUAAAGUUCUCUUGAGAAAUUUCUUCUAUUCCUAGAAUUGCUUCACAUUUUGACCAAUCAAAGACAUGAAAUAUCGAAUCGCACCGCCUCUUCACCAACGAUGCAUCUUUGAACGUGCAUAUUAUUCGUGAUACGAAAUUUCCCAAUUCGCACAAGUAAUUGAGCAUACCAGAGAGAAAUCAGUUACGACGAAUUAUAAGGUAUAUCAAUACUAAUAUCAAUAUGGUAAUAUUGAUAUUAUUUGAAAAUAUAGUAUAAUCAUAAAAUGAAGAAGGAUUGAUGAAUAAAUGGAAAUUAUUUAUAAUAAUAUUACUUAUGAUUUAUUGAGAAAUUUGUAUAACAUUGAGAGCUUCCGACAGACGAACAAACAGACACAUACUCUUCUUAACGAAAAGUUAUCGGGAUGAUGGAAUUCGCGACUAUAUAUUUCGGAAUGAAGGCAUAAAUCGAAACACUGUUUAUGGUAGUGAUGAAUUAUUCAAAAUUGUAACUUGAUAGCAUAUGCACGAUUUGACGGGAUUCGUUGGGCUAUCCACGAGCCUCAAAUGAAGACUGGAGGGAACGGCAGAAAACUCCGACUUGACACCGUGUCAAUUCACCGAGAUAAGAUAAGGUCGGAGAAAAUAUUCACAACGACGGGGUAAUUUCUGAAAUUUGUUCGUGCAACCCAUUAUCCCUCUAUUAUAGUUAUUAUCUUUAUUUUAUUCGAGACUGGAUUAAGCAAAUUAUAUUCAUGUAUCGAGCAACUAUUCGGUGGUAAUUUUGAAGACUUCGUAAUUGCAUUCGUGAAUAUUUAAUACAUUAAUAUUUGAUAAUUAAAAAGAAUAAAAGAAUUUCGUAUUCGUAACGACUCGUACAAAUUCCUAUUCUUCAUCUUGUUCCACAGAAUAUUUAUAUUUCUUUCAUACGCACUUGGUUAUUGGUAUAUUUCUGAUACAGAUAUCAAUACACUAAGAGUACGAUCAAACGCUAGUUUUAAGAUUAGAUCUCGAAGAAAGUGCCAACGACAAUGAAGCAAGUUUUAGUACCUUGUACCAUUGUGACUUAUAUCUUUCUUCUUGUUUAUCCCUCUGAUAAAUCAAAAAAUUUUGUGUAUCAUCGUAUUUGUAUGGUAUAUUCUAAUCCCAUUCGUUACGAAGUAAUCACACAUGGUACGAACUAUAGUUGUCGACAAAAAUAAUAUUUUAGAUAAUUCCAUAUUUAGAGAAUGGCACAAACAUUUCAUUGCCGUGUAUGGUAUUAGGCGGGAAAGAAUUGAUCUACAUGUAGAGAAAAAAUUUGUACAUCGUUUGUACAAUGGUAUGACUCAAUCUUGUCUGCGCUACGUGAAUUUCGCCCUUUGACUAGACGCCUCCACAGCGACCGGCAUCGGGUGAGAAUGUGGACACGCUGGUUUGGUGCAGAAUGGAUCCGUAAUGGAGGAAUGGAAUGGUCUGUAAGCACACUGGUUUUGUAACUUAUACGCAGAAAAUGUACCAUCAUGCAGGAUAAGAUGAGAAGCAGUUAAAAAACACUUGACUGACGUGGAUGAUAACGAAUGGAAAGAAUUAAAUAAAAUAGUAACCUGCACAUAAUGAGGGGAUGAAGAUAAGCGCACUUAUUUCCUAAUGUACAAUUCGGACAGUAUCUAUAUUUUUCGUGUUUUCGUAGAAAUUCGUAAGAAAGGAUCGCGCAAUUGAAUCACAGGCGAGUACAAAGUCCAAGGCGAGUACACGAAUCGCAUGGGACUGCAGCUUCUCAUAUACGUCUCUGUCUUUCCAUCAUCUUGAUGAAAUAUGAGCAACUCCUAGUGCAACAGUGUAAGCCAAUGAAUUUUGAGAACUUGUUGUGUAUGUAUUUAGAGUGAUGAAAGAAAGAAACAAGAAUUAAAUAUUGAACGAACGGAAGAAUGCCGGUUUGGUAUCUGCAAUUUUUGUUAUAUAGUUCUUUCGUGAAGAUACUAAGCUGCGAAUGAAUGAAUUGAAAAUGGUACGAAUUGUGGCAGAAGUAUCCAUUGCAAAACGAGGAGGAUUUCAAAGUGCCCCAGUUCGAUGGAAAGCAAGAUUUAUCUACAUAUAAGUAAAAAUUAGUGAAAUUCUCAACGAAUGCGAAUACGUUGUGCAUGCAAUUGUAAAUUUCCUCUUUCCGACAAUUAGAAUAUAAAACUUGUAUUUGAAACCCUUUCCACUCGGUUCUUUAUAUUUUCAGUUUACGGAUUUGUUAUUUGUUUUUUUUUUUUAGAAAUAUAGAACUUCAACGUACAAUUUUCUAUUUUCCACAUCUUUACCUACCAAGAAUUAUAUCAUUAAUAUUGGUAAAUAAAUAAUCAUUUAUUUUUGUCAAAGAGAUACUGUGCAAACAUGCAAUUCUUUACGCGUAAAUUUGAAUUUUGAUUAUUCUUAUUCGUGCGCAAAAAUGUAAGAUUGAGGGAGUCGAUUGCAGAUAUUUCGAGAACAAAGGUUGAACAGAAUCAUUAAUUUUUACGAACAAAACGUUUUUUCGAUUAUAUUAACGUAUUAUACACAUAAAUCUACAAAUGCCAACAACAAUCAAUCGACCAAAUUACUAUUCUAAAGACCAAAGAUGUCAAAAAAUUAGAAAGAUUAAAGUGAUGAAUUUCCUUAUUGAAACAAUCAUAUAUUCUAUACAGAAACAACGAUACUGCCUGCUACAUAUUGUGAUAGGCAUUCUCGAACGAUCUAGAUCGUCGAAACUGUCCACAUCGUAGACAUAAAUCGAAUUAUCGUGAAUUUUCUACCACGUGCAGAUUCGUAAACCAUAUCUCGUUCAAUUUCUCCUCAAAUUCAAUCUUUAAUUUUUUUUUUUAAGUACAAAGCUUUCAAAAAUAAAUUGGUUAUCGUCGUGAUAGUUAGCAGCAGGAUUUGAAAAAUGCAAAAAAAAGAAGGGUCAGGGAAAAGAGCAACACGUUAGAGUAAUAGAGUACUCGUAACUAAGCGAAUAGAGAUGGUCCUCCAUUUCCGUAGGACGAAGAACGGCGUUGCGUUGCCGUCGCGUCGAGCUUUCGUUGGCAGCUUGUACGUUGUCUUAACCCCUUGGUCUACACGCUAUCUGCCGAUCGCGCGAGCUAUAGUAAGCAAGAUAUUCGGUCGCGCACCUUGCCAUUCAUCUCUUCAGCCGUGUGCCCGAACUGGCGGAAAAUGUAUAUUUCUUAUGACACGUAUAUAGGAGUUGCAAAAGGAAUUGUGAAAUAAUAAACAACGUUUGAGGACAAAUAAUGUUUUUAAGACGUCCAGGGCGUAAUUAUGAUCAAUUGAUCAGUUAACAAAAAUAAUUUAUUAUUUCAGAGUGGAUAAUAAAUCACUAGCAAUUUGAAAAAUUACCAUGAGUCAGACUCCUGGGUUCCGUUUACGCCACUGAUUCUUUACGACGAUCCUGACCGGUGGUUUUCGUUUAUGGCAUAAAUCCCUUAGCACUAGUCUCGCACGUGAUUAUAGGCCAGGAGAUUAAGUGGUAGCUAACAUCUUUGUCUCGAGCCUUUUCUACUGAAUGGCACGCUACUGGACCGUUUUAUUAAGUUUUAAUUUUACCGCAUAUUCGUGUUUAGUAUCUCUUUUUUUUCUUUCUUUUUCUAAAUAUAUUUCACUGAUUAAAAUAUAUAACUUAUCCCACAAUUCUAAAAUUUUCUGUAAAAGAAUUUUUAUUUUACAUGUAUAAGGAUAAGGGUGGUAAAAAAGAAAUACGAAAAUGUUUUAUUAAUACGUUUUAUUAGUAGUAAGAUGGAUAAAAUUGUGGAAAUACCCAAGGGGGCGAGUUUCGGAAACGAAAAAAAGAAUGGAUGUGUAAUAGCGCGAAUGUGGCUGGUACACGACUAUUUCGGAAAAGUGAGAUACAUGAGUUAUGUUUUCGCCACGUCAUUGCUGUUUACUCUCUCAUACAGAUACACAUACAACCAUACACCAUGUUCACACCAUGCGGCAUUUCGUCUCAAGAAAAUCUCGCCGUUACAUUCUUACGGUGUGCUAGCAUCUAAUUACGAAGAAUUUUAUUUAAUGACAGCGAUCGUAUGGAAUAAAAGUGGAAUAUUUAAAAAUGCAGUAAAUUGCUUUCGUCCUUUCAUCAAUUUAUUCACCAUCAUAUAUUAUAUACAUGAACAAAAAUUCUAACAAUAUCACAUUCCGAUGUUGGAUUGCAGAUAGCUGUGUAUUGCACGUCAAGGGAAAUAUAUAAAUGAAAAAGUUUACACAUUAUGUUAUGAGAUACAAAACAUACAAAAACAUACAAAAUAGUUCAGCAUACAUCACAAGUCGUUAUUCAAUGAUAUUGUGUUUUAACUAUUUUGCACGUUAAUUGUGUCUUAUAAAAUGACACAAAAGUUCAUCAAGAUCUAAUUGGGACUAUUUACAUUAGGAGUCGCAAAUCACGCUGAUAAAUCGCUCGAGUAUUAUUAAACAACGUGUUUUUGGAUCUUCGUUGUCUUUUCCAUUGCGGUAUAAUGGGUGCUGGGACGCACUUGAUCUCCUCGAUUUCAUUCGGAAAAUUUUCUUCGAAGUUAACGGUUUUGUGUGGACUUGACCAUUUCCUUUUACAUCUUUGUCGUGGAUAUUUCAUAGAGUUAUCCGUAAUUUGCUCGUUUUUCAUCGGAGAAUUUUCCGAGGUAGCAGUUUCGGGUAAUACAUUUUCUAUUUUUUGGACGUAUUCUGUCGAAGAAUCUGUGGACUCUGCUGUACUCGAUGUUUCACCGUUCUUCUCCGAUGGACUUGUCGAUCUAGACGACUUACUGUCCUCAUCUCCCUCGCUAUUCUGGAGAGCGAGUUUCGCGGCAGCAGUCGCGCUGCGCGUCAUAAUUCUGGUACUUGAAAGAUUUGACGAAAGUUCGUUCUUCGACAGAUUACUAACACGUUCGUUAUUCCAACGUUUCUCCUGUUCUUCCUUCAUCUUAAGUUUUUCGGCUUUAAUUUCCAUACGGGACUUUCUCCAAUCAGCUGCCAUACUACUUCGUUUCCAUACGUAGUAAAAGUCCGCGAAUUCUUCCUGCGAACACAAAGUUGGAGAUGUUUUCGUUUAUUUUUUGAAAUUAACUCUCGGAGACGAAAUGAAAUGGAUUUUACAGAAAUGGUAUGUUCUUAGCAAGAUCGCUCGAUGUGUACAGUACGAAAAUAGGAAAAAUACAAUACGGAAAGCAAUCGUAGUAGGAAAAUAAACUUACCACUCGUUUAUGCGGAAGCAACUUCCUUCUAAUGAUUGAAAAUCUUUUUCCAUAUUUCAUGAUUCCUCUCGUGAAGAGUUUCUGUAACAUCAUAACGCAUCAACAAAAGGAUUAGUAUGUUUAAUUCUUCCUCAAAAGAAACUACGACGGCGCAAAAAGUUUUUUAUCUUCCAAGAGCGUAUUUAUUCUAAAAGAAUUUGCACUAUUAAAUAUAAGCACAAGUAUAGUAACAAAUAAAAGAAGGCAACGCUACCAGUUAUACGAUAUCAAUUAAAAUUCUUUAAAGAAUCUACUUUAAAAUAUAAAACGUUGUACGCUAGUGUAAAAAUUGGAAAUUUUUAUUGUAUUGUCAUAAUCAAUUAUUCGAUACUCGAUAUAAAAUCAACUGUAUGAUACUUACCAUCUCCUCUGGCUUCCAUUUGUCAAUAAAUUUCUGCGGUACAUUUGUCGUAGCUAUCGUCAUCAGCGCAUUGUGCACUACAUAGUUGGACUCGUGAAGAACAUGCGAGACGUGUUGUUCCGCAAAACCACCACACGAAUUUUCCAAUGCAUCUGCAUUUGGAAUGCCCUCAAAUUGCUGCCUGAGUGUUAAAACACUUCGGGCUACCAGACUAUAGCCGUAGUACCAUUCCUCCACAUUUACUUUUGGAUCCCAAAUCUUCUCCUCCCGAGAAGAAGUAUAUUCUUUAUCUGCGUAUGAUCGAUCCUGACAUUCGGGGAUGACAGCAUAUUCCUGAAAUUUUAACAAUUACAUUUUUAAUUCAUGUCAAUGUAUUCCAAAAUAUCUAUUUUGUGAAGGAAAAGUAACGAAGAAUUAAUGUUAAUGGUCGAAUGAAUUUCACAUUAAUCAAAAUCGUUAAGAGAAAAAGGGGUACAUACCAUCCUCCGUUCUGUCGUCUUCUUCUUCUGCUUGGAGCACACUUUCCUCUUCCUACGUCCAGCAGAUUUUCUCGCCAUUUUGCUAUCGAAUCUUCGCGUUACGAUUUUAUGUCUGUCCGCUGAGAGCAACGUUAUUGCUAUAAGAGUAAGUGCAAGACUAAUUCUUAGUCAGCAUUCUUAUGCCGGUACAUGUACCUGGGACUAUUACCCCUUGGGAAGAGGGAUAUCUACUAGUCUCCCCACUCCUACCUGUUUGGAUACUUUCGGCUGCUUGGGACUGGACAAUAAAGUUUUCUUGAGAUAUUUCUUCUAUUCCUAGAAUUGCUUCACAUUUUGACCAAUCAAAGACAUGAAAUAUCGAAUCGCACCGUCUCUUCACCUACGAUGCAUCUUUGAACGUGCAUGUUAUUCGUGAUACGAAAUUUCCCAAUUCGCACAAGUAAUUGAGCAUACCAGAGAGAAAUCAGUUACGACGAAUUAUAAGGUAUAUCAAUACUAAUAUCAAUAUGGUAAUAUUGAUAUUAUUUGAAAAUAUAGUAUAAUCAUAAAAUGAAGAAGGAUUGAUGAAUAAAUGGAAAUUAUUUAUAAUAAUAUUACUUAUGAUUUAUUGAGAAAUUUGUAUAACAUUGAGAGCUUCCGACAGACGAACAAACAGACACAUACUCUUCUUAACGAAAAGUUAUCGGGAUGAUGGAAUUCGCGACUAUAUAUUUCGGAAUGAAGGCAUAAAUCGAAACACUGUUUAUGGUAGUGAUGAAUUAUUCAAAAUUGUAACUUGAUAGCAUAUGCACGAUUUGACGGGAUUCGUUGGGCUAUCCACGAGCCUCAAAUGAAGACUGGAGGGAACGGCAGAAAACUCCGACUUGACACCGUGUCAAUUCACCGAGAUAAGAUAAGGUCGGAGAAAAUAUUCACAACGACGGGGUAAUUUCUGAAAUUUGCUCGUGCAACCCAUUAUCCUUCUAUUAUAGUUAUUAUCUUUAUUUUAUUCGAGACUGGAUUAAGCAAAUUAUAUUCAUGUAUCGAGCAACUAUUCGGUGGUAAUUUUGAAGACUUCGUAAUUGCAUUCGUGAAUAUUUAAUACAUUAAUAUUUGAUAAUUAAAAAGAAUAAAAGAAUUUCGUAUUCGUAACGACUCGUACAAAUUCCUAUUCUUCAUCUUGUUCCACAGAAUAUUUAUAUUUCUUUCAUACGCACUUGGUUAUUGGUAUAUUUCUGAUACAGAUAUCAAUACACUAAGAGUACGAUCAAACGCUAGUUUUAAGAUUAGAUCUCGAAGAAAGUGCCAACGACAAUGAAGCAAGUUUUAGUACCUUGUACCAUUGUGACUUAUAUCUUUCUUCUUGUUUAUCCCUCUGAUAAAUCAAAAAAUUUUGUGUAUCAUCGUAUUUGUAUGGUAUAUUCUAAUCCCAUUCGUUACGAAGUAAUCACACAUGGUACGAACUAUAGUUGUCGACAAAAAUAAUAUUUUAGUUAAUUCCAUAUUUAGAGAAUGGCACAAACAUUUCAUUGCCGUGUAUGGUAUUAGGCGGGAAAGAAUUGAUCUACAUGUAGAGAAAAAAUUUGUACAUCGUUUGUACAAUGGUAUGACUCAAUCUUGUCUGCGCUACGUGAAUUUCGCCCUUUGACUAGACGCCUCCACAGCGACCGGCAUCGGGUGAGAAUGUGGACACGCUGGUUUGGUGCAGAAUGGAUCCGUAAUGGAGGAAUGGAAUGGUCUGUAAGCACACUGGUUUUGUAACUUAUACGCAGAAAAUGUACCAUCAUGCAGGAUAAGAUGAGAAGCAGUUAAAAAACACUUGACUGACGUGGAUGAUAACGAAUGGAAAGAAUUAAAUAAAAUAGUAACCUGCACAUAAUGAGGGGAUGAAGAUAAGCGCACUUAUUUCCUAAUGUACAAUUCGGACAGUAUCUAAAUUUUUUUUUCGAUUUAUCUAUCACCGUUACCGUGUUUUCGUAGAAAUUCGUAAGAAAGGAUCGCGCAAUUGAAUCACAGGCGAGUACAAAGUCCAAGGCGAGUACACGAAUCGCAUGGGACUGCAGCUUCUCAUAUACGUCUCUGUCUUUCCAUCAUCUUGAUGAAAUAUGAGCAACUCCUAGUGCAACAGUGUAAGCCAAUGAAUUUUGAGAACUUGUUGUGUAUGUAUUUAGAGUGAUGAAAGAAAGAAACAAGAAUUAAAUAUUGAACGAACGGAAGAAUGCCGGUUUGGUAUCUUUGCAAUUUUUGUUAUAUAGUUCUUUCGUGAAGAUACUAAGCUGCGAAUGAAUGAAUUGAAAAUGGUACGAAUUGUGGCAGAAGUAUCCAUUGCAAAACGAGGAGGAUUUCAAAGUGCCCCAGUUCGAUGGAAAGCAAGAUUUAUAUACAUAUAAGUAAAAAUUAGUGAAAUUCUCAACGAAUGCGAAUACGUUGUGCAUGCAAUUGUAAAUUUCCUCUUUCCGACAAUUAGAAUAUAAAACUUGUAUUUGAAACCCUUUCCACUCGGUUCUUUAUAUUUUCAGUUUACGGAUUUGUUAUUUGUUUUUUUUUUUAGAAAUAUAGAACUUCAACGUACAAUUUUCUAUUUUCCACAUCUUUGCCUACCAAGAAUUAUAUCAUUAAUAUUGGUAAAUAAAUAAUCAUUUAUUUUUGUCAAAGAGAUACUGUGCAAACAUGCAAUUCUUUACGCGUAAAUUUGAAUUUUGAUUAUUCUUAUUCGUGCGCAAAAAUGUAAGAUUGAGGGAGUCGAUUGCAGAUAUUUCGAGAACAAAGGUUGAACAGAAUCAUUAAUUUUUACGAACAAAACGUUUUUUCGAUUAUAUUAACGUAUUAUACACAUAAAUCUACAAAUGCCAACAACAAUCAAUCGACCAAAUUACUAUUCUAAAGACCAAAGAAGUCAAAAAAUUAGAAAGAUUAAAGUGAUGAAUUUCCUUAUUGAAACAAUCAUAUAUUCUAUACAGAAACAACGAUACUGCCUGCUACAUAUUGUGAUAGGCAUUCUCGAACGAUCUAGAUCGUCGAAACUGUCCACAUCGUAGACAUAAAUCGAAUUAUCGUGAAUUUUCUACCACGUGCAGAUUCGUAAACCAUAUCUCGUUCAAUUUCUCCUCAAAUUCAAUCUUUAAUUUUUUUUUUUAAGUACAAAGCUUUCAAAAAUAAAUUGGUUAUCGUCGUGAUAGUUAGCAGCAGGAUUUGAAAAAUGCAAAAAAAAGAAGGGUCAGGGAAAAGAGCAACACGUUAGAGUAAUAGAGUACUCGUAACUAAGCGAAUAGAGAUGGUCCUCCAUUUCCGUAGGACGAAGAACGGCGUUGCGUUGCCGUCGCGUCGAGCUUUCGUUGGCAGCUUGUACGUUGUCUUAACCCCUUGGUCUACACGCUAUCUGCCGAUCGCGCGAGCUAUAGUAAGCAAGAUAUUCGGUCGCGCACCUUGCCAUUCAUCUCUUCAGCCGUGUGCCCGAACUGGCGGAAAAUGUAUAUUUCUUAUGACACGUAUAUAGGAGUUGCAAAAGGAAUUGUGAAAUAAUAAACAACGUUUGAGGAAAAAUAAUGUUUUUAAGACGUCCAGGACGUAAUUAUGAUCAAUUGAUCAGUUAACAAAAAUAAUUUAUUAUUUCAGAGUGGAUAAUAAAUCACUAGCAAUUUGAAAAAUUACCAUGAGUCAGACUCCUGGGUUCCGUUUACGCCACUGAUUCUUUACGACGAUCCUGACCGGUGGUUUUCGUUUAUGGCAUAAAUCCCUUAGCACUAGUCUCGCACGUGAUUAUAGGCCAGGAGAUUAAGUGGUAGCUAACAUCUUUGUCUCGAGCCUUUUCUACUGAAUGGCACGGUACUGGACCGUUUUAUUAAGUUUUAAUUUUACCGCAUAUUCGUGUUUGGUAUCUCUUUUUUUUCUUUCUUUUUCUAAAUAUAUUUCACUGAUUAAAAUAUAUAACUUAUCCCACAAUUCUAAAAUUUUCUGUAAAAGAAUUUUUAUUUUACAUGUAUAAGGAUAAGGGUGGUAAAAAAGAAAUACGAAAAUGUUUUAUUAAUACGUUUUAUUAGUAGUAAGAUGGAUAAAAUUGUGGAAAUACCCAAGGGGGCGAGUUUCGGAAACGAAAAAAAGAAUGGAUGUGUAAUAGCGCGAAUGUGGCUGGUACACGACUAUUUCGGAAAAGUGAGAUACAUGAGUUAUGUUUUCGCCACGUCAUUGCUGUUUACUCUCUCAUACAGAUGCACAUACACCCAUAUACCAUGUUCACACCAUGCGGCGUUUCGUCUCAAGAAAAUCUCGCCGUUACAUUCUUACAGUGUGCUAGCAUCUAAUUAUGAAGAAUUUUAUUUAAUGACAGCGAUCGUAUGGAAUAAAAGUGGAAUAUUUAAAAAUGCAGUAAAUUACUUUCGUCCUUUCAUCAAUUUAUUCGCCAUCAUAUAUUAUAUACAUGAACAAAAAUUCUAACAAUAUCACAUUCCGAUGUUGGAUUGCAGAUAGCUGUGUAUUGCACGUCAAGAGAAAUAUAUAAAUGAAAAAGUUUACAUAUUAUGUUAUGAGAUACAAAACAUACAAAAACAUACAGAAUAGUUCAGCAUUUAUCACAAUUCGUUAUUCAAUGAUAUUGCGUUCUAACUAUUUUGCACGUUAAUUGUGUCUUAUAAAAUGACACAAACGUUCAUCAAGAUCUAAUUGGGACUAUUUACAUUAGGAGUCGCAAAUCACGCUGAUAAAUCGCUCGAGUAUUAUUAAACAACGUGUUUUUGGAUCUUCGUUGUCUUUUCCAUUGCGGUAUAAUGGGUGCUGGGACGCACUUGAUCUCCUCGAUUUCGUCCGGAAAAUUUUCUUCGAAGUUAACGGUUUUGUGUGGACUUGACCAUUUCCUUUUACAUCUUUGUCGUGGACAUUUCAUAGAGUUAUCCGUAAUUUGCUCGUUUUUCAUCGGAGAAUUUCCCGAGGUAGCAGUUUCGGGUAAUACAUUUUCUAUUUUUUGGACGUAUUCUGUCGAAGAAUCUGUGGACUCUGCUAUACUCGAUGUUUCACCGUUCUUCUCCGAUGGACUUGUCGAUCUAGACGACUUACUGUCCUCAUCUCCCUCGCUAUUCUGGAGAGCGAGUUUCGCGGCAGCAGUCGCGCUGCGCGUCAUAAUUCUGGUACUUGAAAGAUUUGACGAAAGUUCGUUCUUCGGCAGAUUACUAACACGUUCGUUAUUCCAACGUUUCUCCUGUUCUUCCUUCAUCUUAAGUUUUUCGGCUUUAAUUUCCAUACGGGACUUUCUCCAAUCAGCUGCCAUACUACUUCGUUUCCAUACGUAGUAAAAGUCCGCGAAUUCUUCCUGCGAACACAAAGUUGGAGAUGUUUUCGUUUAUUUUUUGAAAUUAACUCUCGGAGACGAAAUGAAAUGGAUUUUACAGAAAUGGUAUGUUCUUAGCAAGAUCGCUCGAUGUGUACAGUACGAAAAUAGGAAAAAUACAAUACGGAAAGCAAUCGUAGUAGGAAAAUAAACUUACCACUCGUUUAUGCGGAAGCAACUUCCUUCUAAUGAUUGAAAAUCUUUUUCCAUAUUUCAUGAUUCCUCUCGUGAAGAGUUUCUGUAACAUCAUAACGCAUCAACAAAAGGAUUAGUAUGUUUAAUUCUUCCUCAAAAGAAACUACGACGGCGCAAAAAAGUUUUUUAUCUUCCAAGAGCGAAUUUAUUCUAAAAGAAUUUGCACUAUUAAAUAUAAGCACAAGUAUAGUAACAAAUAAAAGAAGGCAGCGCUACCAGUUAUACGAUAUCAAUUAAAAUUCUUUAAAGAAUCUACUUUAAAAUAUAAAACGUUGUACGCUAGUGUAAAAAUUGGAAAUUUUUAUUGUAUUGUCAUAAUCAAUUAUUCGAUACUCGAUAUAAAAUCAACUGUAUGAUACUUACCAUCUCCUCUGGCUUCCAUUUGUCAAUAAAUUUCUGCGGUACAUUUGUCGUAGCUAUCGUCAUCAGCGCAUUGUGCACUACAUAGUUGGACUCGUGAAGAACAUGCGAGACGUGUUGUUCCGCAAAACCACCACACGAAUUUUCCAAUGCAUCUGCAUUUGGAAUGCCCUCAAAUUGCUGCCUGAGUGUUAAAACACUUCGGGCUACCAGACUAUAGCCGUAGUACCAUUCCUCCACAUUUACUUUUGGAUCCCAAAUCUUCUCCUCCCGAGAAGAAGUAUAUUCUUUAUCUGCGUAUGAUCGAUCCUGACAUUCGGGGAUGACAGCAUAUUCCUGAAAUUUUAACAAUUACAUUUUUAAUUCAUGUCAAUGUAUUCCAAAAUAUCUAUUUUGUGAAGGAAAAGUAACGAAGAAUUAAUGUUAAUGGUCGAAUGAAUUUCACAUUAAUCAAAAUCGUUAAGAGAAAAAGGGGUAUAUACCAUCCUCCGUUCUGUCGUCUUCUUCUUCUGCUUGGAGCACACUUUCCUCUUCCUACGUCCAGCAGAUUUUCUCGCCAUUUUGCUAUCGAAUCUUCGCGUUACGAUUUUAUGUCUGUCCGCUGAGAGCAACGUUAUUGCUAUAAGAGUAAGUGCAAGACUAAUUCUUAGUCAGCAUUCUUAUGCCGGUACAUGUACCUGGGACUAUUACCCCUUGGGAAGAGGGAUAUCUACUAGUCUCCCCACUCCUACCUGUUUGGAUACUUUCGGCUGCUUGGGACUGGACAAUAAAGUUUUCUUGAGAUAUUUCUUCUAUUCCUAGAAUUGCUUCACAUUUUGACCAAUCAAAGACAUGAAAUAUCGAAUCGCACCGUCUCUUCACCUACGAUGCAUCUUUGAACGUGCAUGUUAUUCGUGAUACGAAAUUUCCCAAUUCGCACAAGUAAUUGAGCAUACCAGAGAGAAAUCAGUUACGACGAAUUAUAAGGUAUAUCAAUACUAAUAUCAAUAUGGUAAUAUUGAUAUUAUUUGAAAAUGUAGUAUAAUCAUAAAAUGAAGAAGGAUUGAUGAAUAAAUGGAAAUUAUUUAUAAUAAUAUUACUUAUGAUUUAUUGAGAAAUUUGUAUAACAUUGAGAGCUUCCGACAGACGAACAAACAGACACAUACUCUUCUUAACGAAAAGUUAUCGGGAUGAUGGAAUUCGCGACUAUAUAUUUCGGAAUGAAGGCAUAAAUCGAAACACUGUUUAUGGUAGUGAUGAAUUAUUCAAAAUUGUAACUUGAUAGCAUAUGCACGAUUUGACGGGAUUCGUUGGGCUAUCCACGAGCCUCAAAUGAAGACUGGAGGGAACGGCAGAAAACUCCGACUUGACACCGUGUCAAUUCACCGAGAUAAGAUAAGGUCGGAGAAAAUAUUCACAACGACGGGGUAAUUUCUGAAAUUUGCUCGUGCAACCCAUUAUCCUUCUAUUAUAGUUAUUAUCUUUAUUUUAUUCGAGACUGGAUUAAGCAAAUUAUAUUCAUGUAUCGAGCAACUAUUCGGUGGUAAUUUUGAAGACUUCGUAAUUGCAUUCGUGAAUAUUUAAUACAUUAAUAUUUGAUAAUUAAAAAGAAUAAAAGAAUUUCGUAUUCGUAAUGACUCGUACAAAUUCCUAUUCUUCAUCUUGUUCCACAGAAUAUUUAUAUUUCUUUCAUACGCACUUGGUUAUUGGUAUAUUUCUGAUACAGAUAUCAAUACACUAAGAGUACGAUCAAACGCUAGUUUUAAGAUUAGAUCUCGAAGAAAGUUCCAACGACAAUGAAGCAAGUUUUAGUACCUUGUACCAUUGUGACUUAUAUCUUUCUUCUUGUUUAUCCCUCUGAUAAAUCAAAAAAUUUUGUGUAUCAUCGUAUUUGUAUGGUAUAUUCUAAUCCCAUUCGUUACGAAGUAAUCACACAUGGUACGAACUAUAGUUGUCGACAAAAAUAAUAUUUUAGUUAAUUCCAUAUUUAGAGAAUGGCACAAACAUUUCAUUGCCGUGUAUGGUAUUAGGCGGGAAAGAAUUGAUCUACAUGUAGAGAAAAAAUUUGUACAUCGUUUGUACAAUGGUAUGACUCAAUCUUGUCUGCGCUACGUGAAUUUCGCCCUUUGACUAGACGCCUCCACAGCGACCGGCAUCGGGGAAGAAUAUGGACAGGCUGGUUUGGUGCAGAAUGGGUGAUACUUGCACUGCUGGGCAGGAUGAGAGAACACGCAUCCUAGUUUUGUGCAGGACAAGCCGAAUUUACAUUUAGGAUGUCUGUAAGCACACUUGUCUACAAACUUACACGCAGAAAAUGUACCAUCAUGCAGGAUAAGAUGAAAAGCAGUUAAAAUCACUUGACUGACGUGAAUGAUAACAACUGGAAAGAAUUAAAUAAAAUAGUAACCUGCACAUAAUGAGGGGAUGUAGAUACGCGCACUUAUUUCCUAAUGUACAAUUCGGUCAGUAUCUAAAUUUUUUUUUCGAUUUAUCUAUCACCGUUACCGUGUUUUCGUACAAAUUCGUAAUUAAGGAUCGCGCAAUUGAAUCACGGAAAAGUCCAAGGCGAGUACACGAAUCGCAUGGGAUUGCAGCUUAUCAUAUACGUCUCUGUCUUUCCAGCAUCUUGAUGAAAUAUGAGCAACUCCUAGUGCAACAGUAUAUGCCAAUGAAUUUUGAGAACUUAUUGUAUAUGCAUUUAGAGUGGUGAAAGAACGAGGCAAGAAUUAAAUAUUGCUGAACGGAAGAAUGCCGGCUUGGUAUCUUUGCAAUUUUUGUUAUACAGUUCUUUCGUGAAGAUCCUAAAUUGUGAAUGAAUAAAAUGGAAAUGAUAGGAAUUGUGGCAGAAGAAUCCAUUGUAAAACGAGGAGGAUUUCAAAGUGCCCCAGUUCGAUGGAAAGCAAGAUUUAUAUAUAAGUAGAAAUAUAAGUAGAAAUCAGUGAAAUUCGCAACGAUUGCGAAUACGUUGUGCAUGCAAUUCCGACAAUUAGAAUAUAAAACUUGUAUUUGGAACCCUUUCCACUCGAUUCUUUAUAUUUUCAGUUUACGGAUUUGUUAUUUAAUUUUUUUAGAAAUAUACAACUUCAACAUACAAUUUUCUACUUUCCACAUCUUUGCCUACCAAGAAUUAUGUCAUUAAUAUUGGUAAAUAAAUAAUCAUUUAUUUUUGACAAAGAGAUACUGUGCAAACAUGCAAUUCUUUACGCGUAAAUUUGAAUUUUGAUUAUUCUUAUUCGUGCGCAAAAAUCUAAGAUUGCGGGAGUCGAUUACAGAUAUUUCGAGAACAAAGGUUGAACAGAAUCAUUAAUUUUUACGAACAAAACGUUUUUUCGAUUAUAUUAACGUAUUAUACACAUAAAUCUACAAAUGCCAACAACAAUCAAUCGACCAAAUUACUAUUCUAAAGACCAAAGAAGUCAAAAAAUUAGAAAGAUUAAAGUGAUGAAUUUCCUUAUUGAAACAAUCAUAUAUUCUAUACAGAAACAACGAUACUGCCUGCUACAUAUUGUGAUAGGCAUUCUGGAACGAUCUGGAUCGUCGGAACUGUCCACAUCGUAGACAUAAAUCGAAUUAUCGUGAAUUUUCUACCACGUGCAGAUUCGUAAACCAUGUCUCGUUCAAUUUCUCCUCAAAUUCAAUCUUUAAUUUUUUUUUUUUUU